AUGACCACCAUUCUUUCAGUUACCAAGACCGUCUCAGAUGAACCUGGGUCGAUUACCUCUGAGUCAAUAUAUGAUGACUACACUGAAGGUGGGUUUCGAGGACCAGGAGGAUAUAAGGGCUUCAUAGAGAGGCUUGAAGCAAGUGGACAAAGUUGCUUAACUGAACUCAUAAGGAACUUAGAAAACUCGGAAUACCCUGUUAAAGUGUCUGUCAUGUGCUGCCAUUGUGGGAUAUACACCAUGUAUCUUGAUUUGUUAGAAGAGCCACCUUCAGUGACUGUUUUCUCCAUGCUUGGAUUGCCGGAGAUCAAGAUUCCAAAGUUGCAGUCAAUCGGUCCUCACACAGAUUGUUAUCCUCCUAUAAUCACGCAAAUGUUGGACCAGUUCAGCAGUAUUGACAAAGCAGAUUGGGUUCUCUUUUACUCCUUCGAUAAGUUGGAAGAAGAGGAGAGUUGGAUGCUUAAUUCCUUUUCAAAGCAACUAGAGAUUUAG
This is a messenger RNA of Rhododendron vialii, 492 nucleotides long. RefSeq names its product UDP-glucosyltransferase 74AE2-like. The record is from RefSeq and is a predicted model, not a curated record. The transcript is spliced from 2 exons. NCBI's taxonomy places the organism in Eukaryota, Viridiplantae, Streptophyta, Magnoliopsida, Ericales, Ericaceae. Bases 1 to 492 code for a protein of 163 amino acids.